Malassezia sympodialis ATCC 42132 is the source of this 405-nucleotide messenger RNA. Lineage: Eukaryota; Fungi; Basidiomycota; Malasseziomycetes; Malasseziales; Malasseziaceae. The record is from the annotation of a RefSeq genome assembly.
AUGGGCGCUCAGAGCUCGAGGGGACCGAAGGUCACCAAGCAAGACCGCGCCGUUUUAGACUUGAAAAUUCAGCGUGACCGUGUUCGCCAAUAUCAACUGAAGCAUGUGUUGGACUGUGAAUACGAAGCAGCGCGCGAGGCUUUGCGGUCCGGAUACAAAGAGCGUGCACGACUAGCGCUUCGGCGUCGCGCCUACCAGCAAGGGCUCAUUGAGAAAACAGACCAGCAGCUGGCUACAUUGCAGGAAUUGGUAUCUACUAUUGAAUAUGCCCAGCUUGAACAGAGCAUCAUGUACGGACUAGAACAAGGCAACCAAGUCCUUCGACAAAUACAAAAAGAGACUAGUAUGGAUCGCGUCGAACGUCUUCUAGACGAUACCGCAGAGGCGCAACAAUACCAACGCGUA